CUCUUUCAUUUGGGCCUCCGAACCGUUGGAAACUUUUCAGAUCACCGUUCUAUCUCCGCAAAACAAUUGCAGAGAGAAACGCAGUGCAGUCGCAGAGGCUGACGAGAGAGCGAAUUCCUCCGCCUUAGCUCGUCUUUACUCUGCCAUGGAUUCACGCCACGCAUCUUUAGGCCGACGAACGUUGGAAGAUAUUCGCCAAAAGAGAGCUGCAGAAAAAUUGAGCAAAACUUCUUCGGGACCCGAUCUCAGCAAAGCCUCAAUCCCUAUCGACCAUGUAGGAAUGAGAAAAUCGGAGAGUGCAAGUCGGCUAUCUGAGAGCGACGUUGGGGUUUUGGUUGCUCAGAUACAAGACUUGGAGAGGAAGAAUGCAGAACUGGAAGAACAAAACAAAAACUUGGCUUCCAUGCUUGAAACAAAGGAAGCUGGGGUUGACGUGCUGCAGAAACGUUUGAACGAUCUGGAGAAAAACACUGUACCGUCUCUCAGAAAAGCUCUCAAGGACGUUGCAAUGGAGAAAGAUGCGGCAGUUGUUGCACGGGAGGAUCUUUCAGCUCAGCUUCGUACGCUCAAGAAACGUCUGAAAGAUGCAGAAGAAGAACAGUAUCGUGCUGAGGAAGAUGCAGCAUCCUUGAGAGCCGAACUGAAUAUGAUACAACAACAAGCAAUGAGUGGUAUACUUAGUGCAGUAACCUCAAUUGCUAAUUCACCAGAUCAGAUACAAACCUUAGAAAAGGAGUUAGCUAGCUUAAAAUUUGAGUUACAGCGAGAGUCGCAAUUGAGGCAGCAAGAGCGACAACAAUUGGCAGAGGAGCAAGCCCGGGCAUCCACCCUUACAUCUGAAAAGCAGGAAUUGGAAGAAAAGCUUGCAGCUAUUUCUAGAAAGGCUUCAGAAGUCUCAGAGAAAGUGGCUGGCAAGGAAUUUUCAUUAGAGGACAAGGAGAAACUUGAGAAGCAGUUGCAUGACAUGGCUGUAGUGAUUGAGAAAUUGGAAAGCAGUAGACAAAAGCUUUUGAUAGAGAUUGAUUCCCAAUCUUCAGAGAUAGAAAGGCUCUUUGAGGAAAAUUCUAAUCUCUCGAGUUCCUAUCAGGAGUCGAUGAGCAUAUCAGUGCACUGGGAGAAUCAGGUGAAAGACUGUCUUAAGCAAAAUGAAGAGCUCCGUGGAACUUUAGAUAAGCUGAGAACAGACCAGGCCAAGGGGACGCCAGAAUCCCACGAAGGCAGGGAUAAUGAGACUGGUUCAGCUGCAUAUACAACUGAAGUUCUCUCCAUCAAGGAUCAACUUGCAAAAGAACAGAGCAGAGCAGAGGCAUUAUCAGCCGAGGUAUUGCAGCUGUCCGCACGACUCCAACAAUCCAGCCAAGCAUACAAUGGGCUUGCACGCCUCUAUAAACCAGUGUUACGAAACAUAGAAAGCAGUCUCAUCAAGUUGAAACAAGAUGGCCCUGUGACUGUGCAGUGAAUGCAUAGGCAAAUCAGCACAACCCCCUUUGUAGAAAAAUUGGUCAAAGAAGCGCAUUUUCAGUUGUAAAGUUUUUAAAACCCAUUUGGGCUCGGCUUUUUUCAUGUAUCAAGAUGUGCACUAGUGAAAAAAGUGGUAUUCUCUGUAUCAAACCCAUUUGUAGCACCGCAUUUCAAAGAAACGAUUUAAAUCCCAAAAAUUUGUGGCCUCGGCGCAAGUAUCUCGAAACCUAAUUUGCCUGAUUCCCUUCGGCAACAUGAAAGGGCGCAUCACGAGAAUGUGCAUCAUAUAGUUCGACAACAACUUGAUCCGUUUGUUUUUCAAGAUCGCUAUAGUAGUAUAAAUCUGUUGCAAUGUGCCACAGGAGAAUGCUUUUAUCAAAAGGUACUUCAACCAAUCUUCAGUUGAAUUUUUCGAUACAAUUUCUCUGUUGCAGCGCAUGAUUCCCUCUCCAAGUCCACACUUCACUAGCAUUGUGUUCUUUUCGAUCAACGACUCCUUGAGCAUCUUUGAGUUGCUCAGAGAUAAGCUGUUUCAUUUUGACGGGGACAUCCUCUAAAGUCGUGUACCACUACUUCUCAGACAUGGUAUUGAUACCAAGGAGCCUUUGAAUUCCAGCACACUUUAGGGGCUUCUCUUUCGGAGAAAAGUUGAUCAGAAUGUACUGCGUCAUGGAUUCCGACCACCUUUUGUCACAGUUCUAAUUUGAUCGAAGCAAAGAGAUAUUGCUCGAUACUAGGAGGAGGAUGGAUGAGCCAGCGACUACUUCUGCUUGCUUAACCAGUAUAGUGUCCAUUCUGUGAAAACUAGUACAAUGUAGCUCAAGGGCAAUAGCUCCAACAGACAAGAAGUGAGAAUCACGUCAAUGGUGAAAUAACGUUGCUUAUCAAUGACGAAACAAAAGACGAAAUGUUUAGGGCGUUGUUAAUUAAUUAGUCUGGUGCUGAAUGAAACAUUUCAUAUUGCCGGAGGGGAUAGGGCAAAUUAGG
Molecule: messenger RNA, 2448 nt
Organism: Prunus dulcis (almond)
Lineage: Eukaryota; Viridiplantae; Streptophyta; Magnoliopsida; Rosales; Rosaceae
Product: myosin-11
Exons: 15
Coding region: 146-1459 (437 amino acids)
Source: RefSeq, a predicted model, not a curated record